This is a messenger RNA of Gallus gallus (chicken), 3828 nucleotides long. RefSeq names its product F-box protein 8 (gene FBXO8). The record is from RefSeq and is a predicted model, not a curated record. Bases 201 to 1160 code for a protein of 319 amino acids. Gene Ontology annotation, biological process: regulation of ARF protein signal transduction. The transcript is spliced from 6 exons. Lineage: Eukaryota; Metazoa; Chordata; Aves; Galliformes; Phasianidae. Gene Ontology annotation, molecular function: guanyl-nucleotide exchange factor activity; protein binding.
AACAACAGCGAACGUCAAACCUGCCUAGCAGGAGGCGCGGCGGCAGUGGCGACGGCUCCCUGCGCGCCAGCGGGGCCUCACCGCCUCCGCCCCUUCCUAGGGCCGCCUAGCCCCUCUCCGCCCGGCGAGGCUCACGCACCGACCCGCAGCGAGCUCGUCGCGGCGGCGGUUGGACCCGAGCUCACACAGCAGGCUCACAGAUGGGUCAGGGACUCUGGAGGGUUGCUAGGAACCAGCAACUGCAACACCAAGGAUUCAGUGGACAAGGCUAUCUUACCAGAGAGCAUGGUAGGAGAAUAGCUGCUAACAAUGUCUCCAAUACAAGCCACCGGAAACAAGCCCAAGGAGGCAUUGACAUCUACCACUUACUGAAGACAAGAAAAUCUAAAGAACAGGAAGGAUUCAUUAACUUGGAAAUGCUGCCACCAGAGCUUAGUUUUACCAUUUUGUCAUACCUGAAUGCAACUGAUCUCUGUCUAGCCUCAUGUGUUUGGCAAGAUCUUGCUAACGAUGAGCUUCUCUGGCAAGGGUUGUGCAAAUCCACUUGGGGUCACUGUUCUAUAUACAAUAAGAAUCCACCUCUAGGAUUUUCUUUUAGAAAAUUGUAUAUGCAGCUAGAUGAGGGCAGUCUCACCUUUAAUGCCAACCCUGAUGAGGGAGUCAACUACUUUAUGUCCAAGGGCAUACUAGAUGAUUCGCCAAAGGAAAUAGCUAAGUUUAUCUUUUGCACAAGAACACUAAAUUGGAAGAAGCUGAGAAUCUAUCUUGAUGAAAGGCGAGAUGUUUUGGAUGACCUUGUGACACUGCACAACUUCAGAAAUCAGUUCUUGCCAAAUGCACUGAGAGAGUUCUUCAGACAUAUUCAUGCCCCCGAGGAGCGCGGGGAGUACCUUGAGACUCUCAUAACGAAGUUCUCUCACAGAUUCUGUGCUUGUAACCCUGAUUUGAUGAGAGAGCUUGGCCUUAGCCCUGAUGCAGUGUAUGUACUGUGUUACUCUUUGAUUCUUCUUUCCAUUGAUCUAACCAGCCCUCACGUGAAGAACAAAAUGUCAAAGAGAGAAUUCAUCCGAAAUACACGACGAGCUGCACAGAAUAUUAGCGAAGAUUUUGUAGGGCACCUUUAUGACAACAUCUACCUUAUUGGCCACGUGGCUGCCUAAACGCACAAUUUGCUAGCACAAUUUGUAAUUUUCAAAAACUACAUUGUUUCAAGAAAUAGAUUAUUUUGUAGAGAUGGGGGUUAUUUUAGUGCUGGUCAUUCUAACCUCUGUAUGCAAUCAAAGUUUGUGUGUAAGUGUGUAUGUGUAAACUACCUUUUCUAUCUAUUUACUGUGGGAAUGGAAGGAUUUGGAGAUUUGUUUUUCAUAAUUUUUUUAAUUUUGCACAAAAUAGUGCUGUUAGUCUGACACAACUAAUUACAAAUGUUAAAACUGACAUUACAGUCUAAGCUGACAAAGUGGUGGAUUUGUGUAUUAGAUCUGCUUGAUACUUUAAUAAGUUCAUUCUUUUUAAGAUACUGUGUAAUGUGUAUAUAUUUAACUAAAGAGAUUUAUAAUCAUAAUUAUUUUAUUGUAAAAUAUUUUAACUAAAAUUUCUCCUUCUCUCUCUUAAAAGUGUACUUCCUUCUUUUGCAUUAAACUUUUUUUUACAGUGCUAAUUACCUCAGAUAUAUAGGUUAGAGAAACAUAGGUCUCAAUACUGUGAUAAAGUUUUUUUUUUCUGAGAGAUGACAGAACACUUGUAAAGUAUCUAAGUUAAUAUUUAAUACUAUAUGACUAACUUGAAUAACCAUAUUGGUCACAUAGGCAUAGCCUAGGGAAAAUGUGCAUGUUGCACAGAGAUAGGAAACUUAUUUUGCUGGCAGUAGCUAAUGGUGGUGUAGAACAACUACAAUCAGCUAUUCAGCCUUGUAAGCAAAGAAAACUUAAACAGGGAAAGCGGUGUAGGGAAGCUAAUGUUGCUGCUUUCAACCAUCUCCCUCAGUCUGGAAGUGUCAAUGAUGGAAACGGCCAGGUAAAUUUAUAGCAGAUGACUCAUUGUUAAAGCUGUUAACAGCUGUGACCGAGCGAGCUUAGAGUGGUGACUGUGGAAGACUGGAGCUGCUUCAGACUGUUUUGGACAACUCAGACUCUUCCUAAAUCUCUUCUGUAGCUAGAUUUUAAAUAGUUCUAGACUUAGGAAAAUACUUGAAAAAUGGUUUCAAUCAGGUUGUGUCAUGAAUGCUCUGAAACAUGCAGAAUAUUAGCCGUGCAUUUGCAAUGCAAGUGCAGGAAGUUAUUAAGCAUUUGCCUUGUUUUACUUCAUACUGCAGUGCUUCUCUUAAACUGACAUCAGAUGUAGUUGAAGUAAGAGCCAUUCCUUAAUCUCUUCCUGAUCAUAUUUGUUUAUAUAAUACUCAGCUAUCUCUAGCAUCUGUUUUUAUCAUAAUAAAAGAUUUAUCAUUUUUACGUACCACACCAUGAGAUGAGGUAGGAAGAUGUUCUUAGUUGUGUUUUACAAACCUCUAUAGUAGUUGUUUUUUGUUUUUAAUGUAAGAAGCUUAUGGCGGAGCCAGGAACUGAAUGCAGCUCAUACUCAUAGACAUAUACUUUGCCCACACUGCUGCUUUCUUUUUGGCACUGAGUAGAUAUUACAUUUGUCUUAGAUGUGAGAGGAAUGAUGACUGACAAUAUACUAAUUUCAGUUUACAUAAGGGCUACAUAAAUAAUGGGGGAAAAAACGGAGCUACUGCUGGUACCUCAAGUAUUUAGUAAAAGAAGUCAUGUUCAUCACUCUGUCCACACGCAAAAAUGCGUCCAGAAAGAAUUGUAUUUUUUAAGUAAAUUACCAUUAAUCAAAUUUAAACAUAAUUUGCAUUUGUGUGGCAUACACGACCAAAGUCAGGAGCCAGCAGUACUGCAGCAAUCUUCUUGUGAAGUUUUACAGUGUUGCUUCCCUCUCUGAGGGUAAGCUCUCAUCACUUCAUUCUGGGUCCUUUCAUAUAUUUUGGAAGGCUCAAGGACGCAUUCCUUAAUCAUUAGUCAUCAAUUAAUGUCAAACACAAAAUGUUAAAAGCAUAAUAUUAAACUUUGCCUUAGGCGAAGGUCUUUAGUCCUGUUAAAAAAAAAAAAAAAAAAGUUGGAAAAUUUUAUAAGUAUUCUGUAAAAACAAGGAUAAGCAUGUGCUUAAAGUAACUUUUAAAGUAUUAAAGUACUUUUACACGAAGACUGCAGAAUACUGCUUCCUAAAAUACACUCUUCAGAUGUUACACACAUGCAAGUAGGAAUUCCACGAAUUUUGAAGUUUCAACAAGUUACAAUCUUAUCAGGAAAAGUUUUCUUCUGGGACCACAAAUGCAGCUCAGAGUCUAAUUCUCUUUUCCCUGGCACCUCUGUUGACAUCGGAGAUAGUGGUUUUAAUUUUACACUGAUAUGAGAGUACAAUUCAUUAAUCUACAUUUCUCUCAAUUUCUAGUGACUCUCAGUUCCUAUCCUCAAACAGAUAGAGAACAAAGCCUCCAGGCAGGCAGAAUGUGUUCUUUCUGGAGUAGUUGAAUACAUCUAUUAACAAGGUUUAGAAAGCUUCAAGGCCCAUGUAACAACCAAGAAGAUAAAUUAAAAACAGGAGAAUAUGCUAAAAGUUUCUGUAAAUCCAGGAGGAAAAAAAAAAUUACUCCUAUAAAUAACAGCUUCUGGUCUUCACAAGAAAUUCUGAAUAGUGUUAAUUGAUUAGCACCCAACUCAUGUUGUACAUUAUAUUAGCAUCUCAGAGUGGAUAGAAAGCACCUCACUCAACGUGCCAUGUGUGAAUUCUUUUAGAAAUAUCCAAUAAACAAAAAAUGACAAUAAA